Penaeus vannamei (Pacific white shrimp) is the source of this 934-nucleotide messenger RNA. The record is from RefSeq and is a predicted model, not a curated record. Lineage: Eukaryota; Metazoa; Arthropoda; Malacostraca; Decapoda; Penaeidae.
UACCCUGGUCCUCAAGCUGAGGCAUAUGUUCUACACAGCUCCUGGAAGCUACCACCAGUCUGAGCCAGGGAAGUUACUACCUCUGCUACGCUUUGGGUUUUCCUUGCCACUCUCAGAAACAAAGCGCUGCUAUACAGUUAGUUCUUUGUCAAGAUUACACAGCACGAAACGAGCUCAAAGACAACAAGAAAUCAGAUGUCAAGAGACAAACGAAGUCCUUGAGAUGCGAGGCGUUACGAGAACCUCACGGGCCUCACAGUUAGCUGCUGAGGUCGAAGACUACAGAGUUAAAGUUGCACUUCUCCGGGAACAGCUCGAGGCUGAAAUUGAUCAGCUGAGGGCUCUUAAACUUUCAGCUGACAAUUUGGAUAAUCAAAACCAAGAAAAAGGCCUGGAGUUAUUGGGAGGAUACCAGGGACUUCACAGGCAAUUGGUCCAUGUCAGAGGCCUGCAGGAUGUAACCAGUGGUGACUGGGAGAGCCUUAGAGAGGCAUGCACCUGUCUUGGGGAGUGGCGCAGAAUGCUUGUGUCCCAGUUGCCCUUGAUCUACCCAAUUACUCAAGACAGUGAUGGCAAGAAGUACAGGAUAUGUGGUGUCCAUUUGCCAGAUGCGGAGAACUAUGACAACUGUAAUGAAGUGGCUCUUAGUGUAGGGCUUGGUUUUGUAGCACAUUUAAUUGUCCUGAUGGCACACCUCUUGCAUGUACCCUUGCGCUACCCUGUUACUCCUAAUGGAUCGCUGGCCACCAUCACCGACACCACUUCUUUACAGCUUCGUGACAGUGAGCGGGAGUUUCCUCUAUACACCCGGGGAAAAGAGAGGGAGAAGCUGCAUUUCCAAUAUGGUGUGUUUCUGCUCAAUAAGAACAUUGCACAGAUACGAUGGUACUGUGGCAUUCCAACACAGACCUCAGGCAAACUCUGCCAAAUCUGA